UAAAAUCUUUGGUCACUCCUCCCUUCAUCUCUCUUUCUCUCCCUCUCUCUAAAAAGAUAUAUAUUUAGAAAAGCAGAGUAAAAAGGGCAAAGGAUGGCUUCAUUGAGGAAACCGAACGGCAACGGAGACGGAGACGACAGGCCUGGUAACCGGAAGAGAAAAACCCCCACUGACGACAACGUCAAGGAUUACUUUGAUUUCGAGGAGAGCAACCAAGGCGAGAUAAAGGUGAAGACAGACACCGGUGAGAUCAUCUAUGUUCAAGUCAAAGGCUCAGACACCAUUGGCCGCAUCAAACUCAAGAUCCACGAUAAGCAAAAUAUCCCCUUUGACCAGCAGGAACUGGUAUUCAACCAAAAGGUUCUUGAGAACAAUAAUACUCUUGCGAACUUUCCCAUCAAGAAUCAAUCCACCCUAACACUUAUGCGUAAAGUAGACGAAUUAAUGGAAGUGUUUGUGAAUACCUUCACCAGUAAGACCAUCUCUUUGUUGGUCAAACCCACCUAUACCAUCACCAAAGUGAAAACGGAGAUCGAGCAUAAGGAAGGUGUUCUUGUUGACGAGCAGGUGUUGAUCUUCGACAAAAUGGUUCUUGGGGACGGCGGUACCCUUUUCGAUUUCCACAUCAACAAGAAAUCGACCCUCACACUCAUGCGUAAAUCAAAGGGAGACACGGUGACACUAAUUACUAUUUCCGUCAAGACCCUCAUUGGAGAUCAGACCAUUACUCUGAAAGCCAAACCCUCAGACACCAUUAAGGACAUAAAAACCAAGAUCAAGUAUAAGUUGCAUAUUCCACAUGACGAGUAGGAGUUGAUCUUCAACGAAAUGGUUCUCCAUGACAAGGAUAUCCUUGCUGACUGUAACAUCAACAAUGAAUCCAUACUCACACUUAUGCGUAUAUCAACGGGAUAUAAGCAUAUUUACAUCAGGAAAGACCCUUACUUUGAAAGUCAAACCUUCUGACACCAUAUACAAUGUGAAAUCCAUGAUCCAAAAUAUGGUAGGUAUUCCGCCUUGCGAGCAGAGACUCGUCUUCAACGGAAAGCCACUCGAGGAUAGCCCAACCCUUGCUAACUACCACAUCCCCAAGGAAUCAACUUUCCAUCUUGUUCCAAUAUUAAAUGGAGGGGAGUUGACAGUUGAUUGGAAUAAAUUAUCCUAUUUAUCCAAAAAUUAAAAGAUGAGGGAAGAUGGUGUGGGAUUAGAGCAGCAUAUCUUAGGAUCCAUAAAUUAUUAUAGUGCCUUGUGCCAAGUACUUGUCUUUUGUAAACUUGUUGUAUGCAAGUGUUCUAGUUAACUGGAAGCCUAUCCCUCUACAAUGUUGUCCGCAUGUAUUUUUAUUGGUAGCUUUCUGUUACUGUAUAUUUAGUUUCGUUUGUUUGUUUGUUUGUCUA
Messenger RNA from Helianthus annuus (common sunflower), 1397 nucleotides. RefSeq names its product polyubiquitin. Gene Ontology annotation, cellular component: cytoplasm; nucleus. The record is from RefSeq and is a predicted model, not a curated record. Gene Ontology annotation, biological process: modification-dependent protein catabolic process; protein ubiquitination. The transcript has 2 exons. Gene Ontology annotation, molecular function: ubiquitin protein ligase binding; protein tag activity. Bases 94 to 810 code for a protein of 238 amino acids. NCBI's taxonomy places the organism in Eukaryota, Viridiplantae, Streptophyta, Magnoliopsida, Asterales, Asteraceae.